AUGCCCGAGACUAUCGAAGCAAAUUUCUCGGAGACGAAGACAGCACCGUCGAUGGCGACUACGGGGACCAUCAGCGAUCCCUUGUCGUUAUCAUCAUCCGUCCUGAAACAGGUGACGGUGAGCGUGAUGCUUCGGCGGUACUUGGAGGCCCCGGCCUCUGAAGAUCCAUACUACCCGCCGUUCUACGGGCGCGAAGCUCGUGAGGUACAUCGGAGCCAACUGGAGAGGAAGUUGACUGAGGCUGAGGCGGUGUUGGGGAAGAAGUCGAAGCGUGCAUUUGAGGUGCUACACCGAUCACUGUUCCACAGCGAAUCACUUCCUUCGCCUCAGCUGUCCGCCACAAUUCCUCUCCCAACCCACGAACCCAGACUCACCCAGGUCCCCGCGACAACCCCCGCCUCCACCAUCCUUGAGAUCCUCCUCCGAGAAGGCGGCCUCAUCGUCGAACAAAUCGUCAAUCAUUCCGUCCUCGACGCUGUCCAGGACGAAUUACAGCCCCGCAUCCGCGCUAAGAGACACACAGGCGGAGCCUUCUCGGCCAACGCGCGCUAG
Aspergillus saccharolyticus JOP 1030-1 is the source of this 552-nucleotide messenger RNA. RefSeq lists its product as uncharacterized. The record is from RefSeq and is a predicted model, not a curated record. The transcript has 3 exons. The coding region runs from base 1 to 552 and encodes 183 amino acids. Lineage: Eukaryota; Fungi; Ascomycota; Eurotiomycetes; Eurotiales; Aspergillaceae.